Molecule: messenger RNA, 755 nt
Organism: Uloborus diversus
Lineage: Eukaryota; Metazoa; Arthropoda; Arachnida; Araneae; Uloboridae
Product: actinia tenebrosa protease inhibitors-like
Exons: 5
Coding region: 79-669 (196 amino acids)
Molecular function (GO): serine-type endopeptidase inhibitor activity
Source: RefSeq, a predicted model, not a curated record
GCUUUUCAAACGCAUGGUGUUAAAUAUCUCCCUCAAUUAAGAAAAAAGCUUUAGCUAUUAACAAGGCACAGUGUCAAGAUGAUGUACUUACUGCUGUUCUGUUUGGUGGCUUCGGCUGUUGCCUAUGAUAAGUCAUGCUUCUUAGAACCGGAGGAAGGUAUGUGUCGUGGAUAUUUCCCUAGUUACCACUACGACUACAAAAGCAGAACAUGCAAAGAGUUCAUCUAUGGCGGCUGCGAUGGGAAUGACAACAGGUUCGAAUCUGAAGAGGAAUGUAUGGAAAAAUGUGGAGAUGCAGUAGUAUGGGAAUCUGAAGACAUUUGUGAGCUGCCCAGCGAAAGUGGAAAGUGUCUUAUAUAUUUUAUAAGAUACUUUUUCAACAAAGACACUGGUAGCUGUGAAAAGUUUAUCUAUGGUGGCUGCCAAGGAAAUGAAAACAACUUCGAAACUGUUGAAGAGUGUGAGCAAACUUGCAAGAAAGCCUACGCUCCUGCUGAUGACAUUAAUUGCAAUGCCCUACCUGAGGUUGGACCCUGUGAUGCAUAUUUCGUGAGAUAUUACUUCGAUAGACAAGAGAAUAGAUGCAAACCAUUUGUCUAUGGAGGCUGUGGUGGCAACACGAACAACUUCGAGUCCGAAGAAGAAUGCAGCAACACAUGCAAAGAAUAAAAUUGAUGACAAAAAGAAGAAAGAAAAGCAUGAACAGAGAACUUUUGUACACCUCUUUUAAAGGACAAUAAAUUUAAAAUGCUUUA